GGGGCUGCAAGGCCCAGCAAUCUGGACACAGGCCAAGAAGUCAAGAACUGUUGAAGCUGUGCUCUCCACUCUCCUACUGACACCAGAGACCACCCAGCCCAGCCAAACCAUAUGGCCUCUUGGUUUCCUGAUGUAUGAGGCCUCCCGCCGGCGCCUGAGGAGCGGAGCAACCCCUCCGGCCCCGGGUGCUGCCCAGCUGGCCUAGGCUGGCAGCCGCGCCAUGGCCAGCACAGCCGUGCAGCUCCUGGGCUUCCUGCUCAGCUUCCUGGGCAUGGUGGGCACGCUGAUCACCACCAUCCUGCCGCACUGGCGGAGGACAGCACACGUGGGCACCAACAUCCUGACGGCCGUGUCCUACCUCAAGGGGCUAUGGAUGGAGUGUGUGUGGCACAGCACGGGCAUCUACCAGUGCCAGAUCUACCGCUCCCUGCUGGCACUGCCCCGCGAUCUGCAGGCCGCCCGAGCCCUCAUGGUCAUCUCCUGCCUGCUCUCUGGCGUGGCCUGCGCCUGUGCGGUCAUCGGCAUGAAGUGCACGCGCUGUGCCAAGGGCACGCCCGCCAAGACCACCUUCGCCAUCCUGGGUGGCGUCCUCUUCAUCCUGGCCGGCCUCCUGUGCAUGGUAGCCGUGUCCUGGACCACGAACGACGUGGUAGAGAACUUCUACAACCCACUGCUGCCCAGCAGCAUGAAAUUCGAGAUUGGCCAGGCCCUGUACCUGGGCUUCAUCUCCUCGUCCCUCUCGAUCAUUGGGGGCACCUUGCUCUGCCUGUCCUGCCAGGACGACGCACCCUACAGGCCCUACCAGGCCCAGGCCAGGGCCACCACCGCCACCGCGGCCACUGCCCCUGCUUACCAGCCACCGGCUGCCUUCAAGGACAACCGGGCCCCCUCAGUGACCUCAGCCUCACACAGUGGGUACAGGCUGAACGACUACGUGUGAGUCCCCAGGGCCUCCCCCUCCCCAGGGUGGCUGUCAGGGCCACUGGCCGCCCCUGCGGAACUGUGGACAGGGCCGCCCCCGGUUCCAGCACAAAGUUUACUUCGGGGCUAUUUUUGAAUCCAGUGAAAUAAUGUGAACAUGAGGAAUGUCCUUCCAACCCGGGGAAUAAGGAGAAACUAAGAAGAGAAAGCACUCCAUACCAAAGACUAAAAUAAAACAAACCCCUUCCUGUUUUUGUAUUUAUUAUAUGUAUUUAUGUGGGUGAUUUAAUAGCAGCUUAAUAAAAAGUAACUUGGGAGCUUGGUCAGUGGGAUUUGUUUCUGACACAGGAAUAAAUCUUGUGGACGUGGCCGUUUGUGAAA
Messenger RNA from Carlito syrichta (Philippine tarsier), 1302 nucleotides. It is a transcript of the gene CLDN14, whose product is annotated as claudin 14. The record is from RefSeq and is a predicted model, not a curated record. The transcript is spliced from 2 exons. Gene Ontology annotation, cellular component: bicellular tight junction; plasma membrane. The coding region runs from base 221 to 940 and encodes 239 amino acids. Gene Ontology annotation, biological process: bicellular tight junction assembly; cell adhesion. Gene Ontology annotation, molecular function: structural molecule activity. Lineage: Eukaryota; Metazoa; Chordata; Mammalia; Primates; Tarsiidae.